Ciona intestinalis (vase tunicate) is the source of this 2328-nucleotide messenger RNA. The record is from RefSeq and is a predicted model, not a curated record. Lineage: Eukaryota; Metazoa; Chordata; Ascidiacea; Phlebobranchia; Cionidae.
UAUAGUCAGUGUUAUACGUGGAAGCCAUUGCUUUAUAAAUCAAUUAUAUAUCUAAGAAUCUAAAACAGGAAUAAACGGGGAGGAAAUAAAUGGCGGUCUUAAUAAUAUCAUACAAACCUUACAGUUCAAGUUUAAUUUAUUUUGUUAAAGAAGUUCAAAUGUAAUGGAAACAAAAGUUCGGGCUGCAACAAAAUCUUCAGUUUUGAUUCAAAAUAAUUUCAAUGACGACGUUAUUGAUGUGGUUCCACUUGGUGAGAAGUUGUCAAAUGAGAUCGCGGAUAUUAGUUUCACUACUGUUGCACAGAACGACGUUGGUGAAGUCACGUCAGAUGAUGAUUCUUCGAGCAGUCGAGCCUCAGUGAGCAGUUCCGGAUCAGUGGACGCAAGUUUAUCGAUGUUGGGGUUAACGGAAGAUUAUUUCUCGCACCCAGGGCGAUCACUUGGUUUGUCAUCGAACGAAGAAUUAGAAAUCGCCAUCGAGGGUUGCAAGGAAAUGAUUCAGCAACUUCCGGAAACUUCUAAACGAAGGAAGAAGCUCGUGGAGACGCUCGUUGAACUCCGGUUGAAACUUCAAGAGGACGGUUCCGAAAUUGAAGAAUCGGACACGAAAAUAAUUCUCGGCCAUAAAUUGAAGAAGAAAGUGAACAAAACAUUGAAACAUUAUUGUGAUUGUUGUAGCAAACUUAUUUGGGGUUUGUUCCAGAUGUGGUACGAAUGCACCAUGUGCGGGUUCAAGUGUCACGCAAAGUGCACGACCACUGUUCGGCGAUCUUGUGCAGCUCGUGCACAUAAACCCAACACUUCGUACCAACUCAAGAUUUGCCCCGAAGUUGGGUUGUCAAAACAACUUUAUAAAUGCGCCGAGUGUAAAAAUGCUAUUUCUAUUCUCGGAGGUUCAGAUGAAGCUCGUUUAUGCGAUUACUCCGGUUUGUAUUAUUGUCCCAACUGUCAUUGGAACGACCUUGUUUCGAUCCCAGCGAGGGUGCUGCAUAAUUGGGACCACGAACUGUACAAGGUGAGUCGAGCGAUGUUCCAGCUAUUAUCCUCGCUUUACAAUCGACCUUUGAUAUGCAUCGACGACGUCAACCCGAUGUUGUUCAACUUUGUCGAGGAACUCGCUGAAAUAAGGAAAAUGCGAGAAGAUAUUUUGAAAAUGAAAUCUUAUUUCCUUGUUUGUUCGGUGGCGAUCGAACAAAGGAUUCUGUGCCAGUUGGAAACGCGCCAACACUUUGUCGAUGACUCUUCAAUGUAUUCGAUGCGCGACCUUACCGAGACAAUGCAAGGGACUUUAACGCAUGAGUUGUCGCGGAUUCAUACCAACUUUGCUAAACACAUCAAAUUGGAUUGUUUGUUCUGCCAAGCGAAGGGAUUUAUCUGCGAGGUUUGCAACGCAGGUGAAGCUUUAUUCCCAUUCGACCCACUCGUUGCUAUUUGUCCCAAAUGUAGCGCGGUGUUCCACAACGAUUGUUUCAGUUGUAUCGACACACGAUGUCCUCGUUGUAAACGUAAACAACAUAAGCAUGACUCAUCGAUUUCCGAGGAUUACUCAGCAGAAUCAAGCGAUGAUGACUCGAUAUAUAAUCUCGGUCGAACCAGGAGCAACAUUGCGACCAAGUCAUCGCUGAAACCACAUAGUGGGGUUAGAGAGCAACCACCAGGUGUCAAAAAAGAGCCACCACUAAACAGAGCUAAAGAGCCCCCCACCCCUCCACUUGGUGUCAGUGUUGGUACUCGUCACCGUAGCAACGCGAUAUUGUUAAAUCAAGCUGUUGUAGCGAAUGGCAACGAGAAGGGUUUGAAUGAUCUUUCCCCUUUCCUUAUAUGGGCGAUAUCCAACCAAGACCAAAGUAAGGACAAUCGUCACGAUGAUGACGUCACACCUUACCUCUAUGAUGUCGCGAGUAAUGACAGUUCAACCUCAUCUCAUGACGUUAUAACACGUGAUGUCAUACCAUCUCGUGACGUCACAAAACGUGACCUUAUCGCAUCUCAUGAUGUCACAAAACCUCAUUACGUCACAAAACGUGACGUCAUCGAACCUCGUGAUGUCACAAAACGUUACGAUACAUCGCAUCGUCGUAGCAACACAAACUCUUCAGCAAAAAACGCAAACAUAUCGGAACUACCAAACAAUAACCCAUUCUUAAAUGAUAAUGACGUCACAAACAAUCCAUUCAUCGAGGAUGAUGACGUCACAAACCCAUUUAUGACAAACUCGUUUGAACGCAACAAAAAUGACGAUUAUGACGCAACAUUAAACCCAUUCCUAUAAUACUGUGAUUAUGACGUUAUUGGUGCAAUAAUAAUAAACUCUGUGACGUAACAAUG